Mobula hypostoma (lesser devil ray) is the source of this 3206-nucleotide messenger RNA. RefSeq names its product cyclin G2 (gene ccng2). The record is from RefSeq and is a predicted model, not a curated record. NCBI's taxonomy places the organism in Eukaryota, Metazoa, Chordata, Chondrichthyes, Myliobatiformes, Myliobatidae. Gene Ontology annotation, molecular function: cyclin-dependent protein serine/threonine kinase regulator activity. Gene Ontology annotation, cellular component: nucleus; cytoplasm; cyclin-dependent protein kinase holoenzyme complex. Gene Ontology annotation, biological process: mitotic cell cycle phase transition; regulation of cyclin-dependent protein serine/threonine kinase activity. The coding region runs from base 201 to 1262 and encodes 353 amino acids. The transcript is spliced from 8 exons.
GCACAACACUGGGAGGACUGCGAGGCGGCUGGGGACGGGACGGGACGGGACAGGACAGGACAGGACCGGGGGAAGGACAGACGCGGGGCUGGGGGGACGGGGACGGACGGACGGCAGGAGAGCGGGUGAUCGGCGGCACCCCGUCCCCUCUUCUCGACUCCAAGGUUUGACACCCGAGGACAGCUUUCAACAACAAAACAAUGAAAGAUCUAUCCUCUCACGAACGCAACAAUGAAGCUUAUAAACUAUUGAAGCAGAUAAAUCAAUAUUUGGAACAGGAAUCCAAAUUUUUACCACGCCCGAGAGGUCUUGAUGCAAUCGAAUCAACACUGGAGAAUAAUGAUUGUGUCACCCCAAAAUUAAGAGAUGCCAAAGUGGAAGAUCUCCGGAGUUUGACCAGGUUCUUUGGCUGCAGUACAGAAACUUUUGUAUUGGCAGUCAAUCUAUUGGACAGAUUUCUGUCCUUAAUGAAGGUGCGACCAAAACAUCUGCCUUGUCUUGGAAUAAGUGUUUUCCAUCUAGCAGUAAAGGCCAUUGAGGAAGAAUGCAAUGUUCCUUCUGACCAUGAUCUCCUUCGCAUCAGCCACUGCAAGUUUACAGUGUCUGAUCUCAAGAGAAUGGAAAAGAUUGUCUGUGAAAAACUAAAUGGCGAACUGAAAGCUGUUACAGCCUACCAUUUUUUACACCUGUAUCAUGCCCUAGCACACUACCAUGUAACUGAAGAGAAAGAAUACUUAAUCCUUGAUAAACUGGAAGCACAACUCAAAGCCUGUAGCUGUCGAUUUAGAUUUUCAAAGGCCAAACCAUCUGUAUUGGCUUUAUCGCUUUUGACCCUUGAAGUUGAAAACCUGAAAUCUGUAGACUUGUUUGAGAUUAUACUGCGUAUUCAAAAACAUUCCAAGAUAAGCCAUGGUGACUUGGCAUACUGGCGUGAAUUGGUCUCAAAAUGCCUGGCUGACUACUCUUCACCUGAAUGCUGCAAACCUGAUAACAAGAAGCUAGUGUGGAUUGUUUCACGGCGUACAGCCCGUCACUUGCAGAAUAGUUAUUAUAGUGUUCCUGAACUGCCAACAAUUCCAGAAGCUGGCUGUUACAAUGAAACAGAAAGUGAUGAUUCUUGUGAAGAAAUGAGUUAUGGUGAAAGUAGUCUGAGCAUUUCCCCGAGGAGUGACACAACAGAAGAAUUCUUUCCUGAAGACUUCUUGCAUCAAUCUAAAUGGCAAAAUUUGUGUUUCCAAACUACAUCUGCAAAUUCAUUGUAGAUUGCUGCGUCAAACACCCUUGCAUUCUCGCUUUUAAAUUGUCCUCUGAAGCAUUUUUUUAAAAAUGCAAGAGCUUUUCAGUUUUUAAUGUAAAUGUGGUUUUGAGUCACUAUUUACUGAGACUUCAACUGAUCUAUUCUGCAUAACCUUUGGUCCCUUUGUAACAAUAACAAAAAUAGCUAAAGAUUUGUGGAAUUUCCCUGGGAUCUGCCUAACCUGUGACCACAUUAUGCUGGUCUAAGGUUUUGGCCAGAUGGAACUACUUUUAGUUGAACAUUUUUAUUUGGGAAGUUACAUUUUAAAAGCUUCCCACUUUAAGCAAAUUUUAUUUGUAUUGAUUUUAAUAAUAGUAUUUAGUAAUAUUAUUGUAUGGCGCUUUAAUUUUAGGUCUGGCUGGAUGGAUCCCUUCAACACAUUCAUAUAAAACACUUUCUUGAGAUAGAUUAAAAUGAAAUGCUAAGUAAUUUUUUUCUCAAAUCAUAGUAAUUUAUAACAAAAGUACAUCCCUCGACUAAUUUGCAUAAACUGAUGCAAAACAAAAGGAAUUUUAUGACGGUCUUCCAGAGUUUCCUAACAGUAAUGUGCUCUUUGUGAAACAUUUGUAUUUUGUUAUGUUAUCUAUGUCCAUUGGCAGAAAUGAAGGACCGUAUUCGUUACUGUAUUCCUUGGGAGAGACAUGUUAUAUUUUAAAACUCCCAGAGGUGGGCAACUUGGGUGCACUAAAGAACAGCUUUCUCUGCUUGAAAAUGGAUCAAUAAAUUGAUCCUGUACUACCAGAUUUUCUUCUAGAAAUUAUUUUUAGGAGCAGUUAAGUUGAGGGGAUUAACUGUACCCAUGCUGAAGUUUUCUAUAGAAAAGGAUGUAGAUUGCAGCUGCACAGCUGUUUCAAUUGAUGACUUCUUGUACAAGAGAAGUGAAAAUAUUUGGAUAAAAUGUGAAUGUUCCUGUUCCAGUUGCUUGCCAUGUCCUACAGGGAGCUGAGUAAUUAUUGCAAGUUUUAUGCUCCAUAAAUUAAGUUUUCCGAUAAUUAGAAUAUUGAUAUUUUAUUUGGAAUGAAUUAAUCACAAGUUAGCAACUUUAUACUUGGGUGUAGAUGUGUAAAUCUUAAUUACUGGAACUCCUAAAGCAAAAUGAUGGCACUUCCAGUGUUUAACAAAGCAGCCAAUGUCAAGUUUGUGUUCCCACCCAUCUGUAAUCUUGUAUCUCUCUCCCUUUCUUGCCCUACCACCAACCACUCCACAGGCUGUACCUGUUACAAUGACAGAUGUAAGAGCAUCUCAAGUCUCAUUAGUAGUUUAGUCUGUCACUUCAUCUGAUCUGGAAAGAACCCAGAUUAUUUAGAUUAUGCAUGCCUUUCAUAAUUGUCAUGUGCAGGUUUUUUCCAGAGUGCCAUUUAGAGGAGUGGCCCUCUUCUAAAAUCCAGCAAAUACUAUUGUCAAAGCCACUAUAUUCCUUUUUUUAAAGCAAGAAUUGCCUCAGUCAGGAACCUUUCGGCAGUGUUUGGUUUUCUAAAAUUUUUUGGUGGUUUGAGUGCCAAGUGGACAAGGAUUUUACCAUGUAAUUUUAGUAAUGUACAGCUUGACAUAGUUAGUCAAUAAAUGUGCUUUCUUAGUUGAAACUCUGCAGCAGUAACAAGAAGCUACUUGCUAUCCAGUGUGGAUGUUUGCAAGAAAAAAUUCCUAGUUUAUGGAAAGUAUAUAGAAAAUUGUGUAAAAACAUAACUUAAAUAUACAAAAAAAGUGCACUUAUUUUUUCCCUAUUCAGGUAUGAAAGCAAUCCAAUGCACUUAAAGAAUCUGUAGCACUGUCCGAUUGUUGUGUAGCAUUGUGUAAAAAUACUUUGUAGAUACUAAUUUAUUGUUUAUUUCCAUUUUAUAAAUAUUGUGCCACUUAUCAGUCAUACUUCUACCAAGAGAUGCUUGGUAAAUAAAUACAUGUUUUGAAA